This is a messenger RNA of Notothenia coriiceps (black rockcod), 2611 nucleotides long. RefSeq names its product integrin, alpha 2 (CD49B, alpha 2 subunit of VLA-2 receptor), tandem duplicate 2 (gene itga2.2). Gene Ontology annotation, molecular function: integrin binding. The transcript has 22 exons. Gene Ontology annotation, biological process: cell-matrix adhesion; cell adhesion mediated by integrin; cell-cell adhesion. The coding region runs from base 8 to 2611 and encodes 867 amino acids. Gene Ontology annotation, cellular component: external side of plasma membrane; integrin complex. The record is from RefSeq and is a predicted model, not a curated record. NCBI's taxonomy places the organism in Eukaryota, Metazoa, Chordata, Actinopteri, Perciformes, Nototheniidae.
UGCAAGAAUGAACCCCCUGUUUCAACCUCAACCUGCCUUCUCUCCUGCCAUCCAGACAUGUGGAGGGCCUAUGGACAUUGUGAUUGUGUUGGAUGGUUCCAACAGUAUUUAUCCUUGGGCUCCAAUGACCGCGUUCCUCCAGAAAUUAAUACCUGCCCUCGACAUCGGGCCAAAGAAAACACAGGUCAGUGUCAUUCAGUAUGCUGUCGAUCCGAAGUUUGAACUCACACUGAACCAGUAUAAAACCAAAGAUGAGGUGCUAGCUGCAACGUCCACAAUCACACAAAUGUACGGCUCUUCCACCAACACCUUUCAUGCGAUCCAAUAUGCCAGUCAGUGGGGUUUCCAUAGUAAAAACGGAGGGCGACCAGGCGCUGCCAAGGUUAUGGUAGUGGUCACUGACGGGGAGUCUCACGACUCGACCUUCAGUGAUACAGUCAUCUCCGGCUGUGAGGCACAAGGUAUCACCCGCUUCGGUAUCGCUGUCCUGGGUUAUUACAUCCGAAACGACAUCAACACAGACAACCUUAUAAAAGAAAUCAAAUCCAUUGCCAGUGUACCCACAGAGAAGUACUUCUUCAAUGUGUCUGAAGAGGCGGCCCUCUCCACCAUCGCUGGAGCAUUGGGGAGCCGCAUCUUCAACAUAGAAGGCACUGGAAAAGGGGGCGACAACUUUAAGAUGGAAAUGUCCCAGGUCGGAUUCAGCGCUCACUAUUCAAGUCGACAGGAUGUGAUGAUGCUGGGAGCAGUGGGAGCCUACGCUUGGAGCGGCACUGUUGUCCAUCAAAAAGGGUCAAAAGCUGACAUUCUCCCUUUCUCAGCCUUUGAGGGAAUACUUCAAGACAGAAACCACAGCUCACUACUGGGCUAUUCUGUGACCACACUCAGCGAUGUGUCCACAGAAUACUUUGUGGCUGGUGCACCUCGCUCCAACCACUCUGGACAAGUUAUUGUCUAUACCGUCAAUGCCCAGAAACAAUCUGCUAUAAUAGAUUCUGAAAGAGGGAAACAGAUUGGGUCAUACUUUGGGAGUGUCCUGUGCCCCCUGGACGUGGACAGAGACGGGGUGACGGACCUCCUGCUGGUCGGAGCACCCAUGUUCAUGAGCGAUCUGAAGAGAGAGGAAGGCAAGGUCUACAUCUUCCAGGUCACCAAGGGUAUACUGAACGAGCAGGGAUUCCUCAGUGGUCCCCCCCCAACAGAGAACGCUCGUUUUGGGAUGGCCAUCUCUGCCGUUCCUGAUCUGGACCUCGACGGAUACAAUGAUAUUGUAGUCGGAGCCCCACUGGAAGACAAAGGAAAAGGUGUCAUCUACAUCUACAACGGGGAGAAGAACACAUUAAACAAACAGUACUCACAGAGAAUCUUUGGCUCAAAACUGGAUCCUCAGCUGCAGUAUUUCGGACGGUCCCUCGAUAGCUACACAGAUCUGAAUGAUGACACAAUCCCUGACAUUUCCAUUGGAGCAUAUGGCAAAGUGGUGCAGCUCUGGUCCAGAGGUGUGGCAUCUGUCACGGCGGGAGCUUCUUUCAAACCCGAUAAAAUCAACAUUUUCAACAAACCCUGUAACAUUAAUGGACGCAAGCUUACAUGUUUCAACACCAACCUCUGUUUCAGUGCUGCAUUCAGGCCUAAGAAACCUGUUGGACCCAUUGAUAUAUCCUACACUUUGACUCUGGACGCUGACUUGCAGGCUUCACGGGUGACGUCAAGAGGACUGUUCAGUAAAAACAAUGAACGCUACCUCACAGAGAAGGCAAAAAUAUCAUCUGUGCCCCUGUGUCUGAAUUACCAGGUCUAUGUUCAGGAGGCACCAGACUUUGUCAAUUCCCUCAGUCUGAAAGUAGAAAUCGAGCAGCAGAAUGCAGAUGUGAACCCUGUCCUCGAUAGGUUUUCUUCAAGUGCAUGGGAGUUCUUUAUCCCCUUCACAAAAGACUGCGGCUCUGAUGACGUGUGUGUCAGCGAUCUGGUGCUCAGUGUGAAAACAGACACAAAGGCGUCCAGCUCAGCUCCCGUUAUGGUCAGCGCUAAUAACCGAGAACUGUCAUUUGAAGUGGUUGUGAAGAACAAAAAGGAGAACGCGUAUAACACUCAGGUCUUGCUCACUUUCUCUGGGAACCUCUACUACUCCUCUGUCUUCCCUCCUACGGAUGGAGUCAAAUGCGCUUCAACUCAAACCCAAACUGUCACCUGCCAAGUGGGAUACCCAGCAUUAAAAAAAGGCGAAGAAAUGAAAUUUCAGAUGAAUUUUGAAUACAAUCUUGACAUGUUGCAAAACCAAGCCGAGGUGAAAUUUGAGGCCAAGAGUGAUGGUAAAGAGGAAAGACCAGCAGACAACAAGGUGGACAUUUCACUUCCUGUUCGAUAUGAUGCAGGGAUUGGUUUAUCAAGGCAGUCAAAUAUCAAUUUCUACGUGGCAGACACUGCAGUUCCCGUGGUAACAACGGUGACAAGUCUUGAUGAUAUCGGCCCAGUGUUUAACUUCACAGUAAAGGUUUCAACAAGUAGCUUCCCUGUCAGCCUCAUGUAUGUGACCAUCGCUCUGCCAGUGUCCACUAAAGGUGGAAACCAGCUGCUCUACGUUACCAGCGUGGACACACAAACAUAUUGA